Molecule: messenger RNA, 2177 nt
Organism: Plutella xylostella (diamondback moth)
Lineage: Eukaryota; Metazoa; Arthropoda; Insecta; Lepidoptera; Plutellidae
Biological process (GO): small GTPase-mediated signal transduction
Molecular function (GO): GTPase activity; GTP binding
Source: RefSeq, a predicted model, not a curated record
GCGCGGGGAGCCCCCACCGACGGCAGUGCCUCGCCGCGACUCGCCCGCGCCACACGCCGCUCCGCGCUGCGCCACUUCGCCGUCAUUACCGCGCGAUACUUUCACGAAACGAGAAACCGAGUUAUGCGCGGCGUAAACGCAACCGCGACCCCUGCCGCCCCCCGCCCCGGCGCCGCCCCCUGAUCCCGAUGUCUCCCAGCCUCGAGGGCAUCAUGUUCAACCGGAGCACCAACCUGUCGGCGCGGCGCCCGCUCCUGGAGACGUGCCGCGGGCAGGCCGUGGUGCAGCCGCCGCGCGCGCCCCCCCGCGACCCCUACCGGCCCCCCGUGGUGCCCCGGCUCGUGCCCGACUACCCCCUCGACAACUACCGACCCGACUACUGGAAGCCAUCGAACGUUGAACUCGAGAAACGACUGCAGGAAGCUCGCGCGCGCGACAAAGUCGGCUACUUUCAAGGCAAAGUAGCGCCCCCGGACUUGAGUUUGGACCGGAGAGAGGCGGAGCUGGUGUUCCGCUUCGACCCUCACGCGUCGGCGGAGUACCUGUCGUCGCAGCCCCGGGCGCCGGCCCCAGCGGCCCCCGUGCGCGCGCCCCCCGACGCUGACGGGCCCUUCGUGUUCGGGGUGCACAGCCCCAGCCAGUUCCCGCUGCGGCGGCCCGACGAGGACUACGACUACUCGGAGGUGGCGGAGGAGCCGCGCCUCCGCGACGACGUGUCCGAGGACCUCAACUGCUGUGAUAGAGUCAACGAGUGGGCCGUGCGCGCCAAGUCCAAGAAGGCGAGAACUUUGAAUCGUAUGUUUCAGAUCAAAGACAGGAGAAAGGUUAAAUGUGGCAAGAAGGAGAAGAUAAAGUGUGUGUUGGUGGGUGACGGGGCCGUGGGCAAGAGCUCCUUGAUCGCUGCGUACGCGCAGGACACGUUCAGUGAGGAUUACCAGCCUACAGCAUACGACACAUUUAAUGUGGCGGUGGACGUGGACGAUCGCCGGGUGACGGUGGAAAUCUGUGAUACUGCGGGGCAGGACUCGAUGUCCGGGCUCCGCGCGCUCUGCUACCCCGGCACUGACGUGCUCAUGCUGUGCUUCAGCGUGGUGCGGCCGGAGACGUUCCGCUCGGUGGCGCGGCGCUGGGCGGGCGCCGUGGCGGCCGUGCGCGCGCCGCUGCUGCUGGUCGGCACCCAGAGCGACCUGGCUUCUGACGCGAGGGUGCUGCAGAACUUGAGAGCACGCGGGGAGCAUGUGGUGACAGAAGCAGAAGCAAAAGCCCUGGCUGCGAAAAUUAAUGCGACCUACAUCGAGACGUCUGCUAAAACCAGAAAACAGCUGAAAGACGCGUUUGACGCCGCCAUCUUGGCCGGCUUACCAGUUGUAGCGGGAAAAAGGCCGCGCUGGAAAAGUCUAUUUUGUCUAUGCUAGGCAUAGUGAGGUCCAACCAUAGAAUAUUAUUAUUAAGUCUAUGGUAGGUACUAACGUUCGCACUUGAAACCGUACAUUUUGUGAUCAAAUGCCGUCAUAAGUGUCUUCGUGUCGUGAUUUUCGUGCUUCCUUUAGAUCACAAAAUUCGUGUUAACUUUUAGCUCUUUCAUACCAUAGAGAUAAUUUACAGAAAGAGCUAUCCUUACCAUUCGUGACUUAUACCUACAACAAUCGUGAUUUUUAGUGCCUUGACAAAACUCGUUUCGAGUCAAAUUUUACGAUAGAUGUAGAAGUUUUUUUUAAAGAACAACGUGUUCAAGUUAUUAAUUUCGAUUUGAUAUCUACGAAUACGAAUAGUAUGUGCAUAAGAGAAGGAUUAAUUUUGUUGAUGAGGGUACAUAGUUAAUUGUUGAAGUAAAAUUUUAAAUCAAUUUAAAACAUGAGUCCUUACCUGUGUAGGUACUUAAAUGAAAAAUUGUUUUCAAACUUGUAUUUUUUUCUGCCUGCUCCAGCCUGCUCUAUCUUUUCUAUCUAGUAGAGGUAGUUACUUACUACUUAUAGGUGAACCUAGCCUGAACCUACCCACAUAGGUAUUUUUAUACUUUUAAGCUAGUUUAGUAGUAGAAAUUAAGAACUAGUAGCUUUGUUAUGUAUGAAUUAUGAAUGUAUAUAUCGGAUCUUUCAUUAAUUGUUGUAACGAUACUCAACAUGAACUGAUAAUUAAGUGUAAUCUAUUAUUAAUAAAUAUUUUUUAUGGUUUCA